Peniophora sp. CBMAI 1063 is the source of this 1869-nucleotide messenger RNA. NCBI's taxonomy places the organism in Eukaryota, Fungi, Basidiomycota, Agaricomycetes, Russulales, Peniophoraceae. The record is from the annotation of a GenBank genome assembly.
AUGCCAGGAGUGAACGUCGUCAUACUCCUCAAAAAGCAGGGUUGGGAGCAACUAUCGUGUGGAUCUCAUGUGGAUGCAUGGAAGGCAUUUUGGGGUCGUGAACGCUUGCUCAGCAGGAUGGAGCCGCCGGAUUGUUGGACGGAAGGUUUGUUUUUUUUCUUCAACCCUUUUGACAAACGAUUGACCUCGGACCAAGCGAUGGAAUGGCCUACUGGGAAGCGUGAUAGCCGAGCCUCGCACCUGAAAGCUAUGGCGCAAGAGGUGUUGGGACCAGGCGGUGGCGCGACAGCACUGCAAACCUGUUUCUUCCGCAAUACGCCUUGGAAGCAUGAGCUGCCCGAAACUAGUGGCCGGAUCGCGUUCAGAGGCGAUUACGCCCAUAUACUCAAUCAACUGGGUUAUGAUCGCGCUUUUGCAACGCAAGAUGGUAUAAUCAUACAAGGGCAAUGCGGCGUUGGAAAGACAUACCUGGGCUAUUAUAUCUUAAUGUUCCAGCUCUCCAAAUCCCAGACAGUCAUAUUCUCCCCGGAAGGCACGACGUACUUCCUGUUUCAUUCCACAGGCGUCUUUCGUACCGACCGCCUCGAGCGUGGUCAGGACGGCCGCCCCGCACUGCGUGCCGUUCUUGGGUCGAAGAUAAGCGUAAUCAUGGAUAUUCCCAUGGGCCAAGGGCCGCCUGUGGUCGUUCUCGAUCCCCUUUUCUUCCUCAUUCAAUUAUGCCAGCCGUUCCAUGUCAAUUUUCGUUAUCGAGUCCAACGGUUUGGCGUAGAGUUUCUCGCGCUCGAUGCACCCUCUCCUCACUCAAUCAUAGCCGAGGCACUCAUACAGGACAAGGUUCAACUAAACCAACAUCACUUCAAGAUCCUGGUGGAAAACAUCCUCGUCUUCGGGUGUAGGCCCAAACUUUGCUUCCAGCGUCUAGACAAUGCACAAAAGACGCAACGGCCUCAUCCCGACUACAUCGCCUACUUCAAGACUUUGAAGGAAGACGUCUUUCUUUCAAUUGCCCAUCUGCCAUUGCAAGAUUGGGACUUUACCGGCUGCGUGCGGUCGGAUCCUAGUCCCGACCUAUUGGUCUUGCGACGUAGUCCCACUCGCUUUCCUGGGGCCAUGAUUGCGGUCAUAGCCUCCAGACAUGCUGCUGUCGCUCUACGCGAGUGUCUGGAUUUUGGCACACUUUUGGCAUUCACCAAUAUGGGCGCCGUUCAGUUCCCUGCGGACGACCUAUCCGACUCCAGGGUCUGGCUUUUCGAACAACUUUGCCAUUCGCUCAUAACCUCCCCCAGCUCUGAAUUACAAUCGCGACACAUCCACACGUUCUUACCCUGGCAGCCCGUCAAUUCUCCCAAGGCGGAUGGUACCCUCGAGUUGGGUCAUUUGUUACAACCUCGCCGUGUUGUAUACUUCGACGCGGAUCUCCCAGGCUUCGACACCGGAACAUAUGCUGUACCUCUCACUCUGUUGGACACGUACCCUCACGCGAUUCUGUACGUACAGCUGGAGGAAAACGACAGGGACCUGGCGGAUCCGCGUACGGCCUCUGAGCAAACCUCACUGUCAUCGCAGCGAGACAAAGGUUCCGACUCGCGGAAGGACAAGAGGAGUGGCCGCAGAUCUUCGCAGACUCCACAUCCUGGAGGAAUGGGGAAGGUCGCCGUGGUACUUGUACAGGUGCUCCUACACGGGGCAGCAGACAUGUCACCCGGCGGUUGGGCGUAUAUCGACCGCAUCAUAGACGUCGAUCCUCGUCCCAAAUACUGCCUGGUCUUCGUGACCUUGAAGGGACAGGAGCUUGACUGGAGCGCAAUCCCUGACCAUUUGGUAGGCUGUCUAACGUGCUAUCAGUUGCAAGUAGACCUGCCGUUUUGA